Rhipicephalus sanguineus (brown dog tick) is the source of this 1411-nucleotide messenger RNA. It is a transcript of the gene Doa, whose product is annotated as dual specificity protein kinase CLK2. Gene Ontology annotation, molecular function: ATP binding; protein kinase activity. Gene Ontology annotation, cellular component: nucleus. NCBI's taxonomy places the organism in Eukaryota, Metazoa, Arthropoda, Arachnida, Ixodida, Ixodidae. Gene Ontology annotation, biological process: protein phosphorylation. The transcript is spliced from 10 exons. The coding region runs from base 7 to 1299 and encodes 430 amino acids. The record is from RefSeq and is a predicted model, not a curated record.
ACAGCCAUGCCUCGAAGGCGACAUCGUUCAGAGAGCUGUGACUCGAACAGCUCAUCAGACAGCAGCUACCGACACAAGCGCAAGCGACUUGCUAAGAACCACCGGCGGGACGAAGACGGGGGCCGGCCGUCGUCGUCGUCCCAUCACCGGCGGCGCAGUCGUCGCAGCCGUCGGGAGCACCGCGGACCACCGCACCACUGCUCGCGGUCGCCCGUGCGGAGGCCCCCGAGCGUGGAGGACGACGAAGAGGGCCAUCUGGUGUACCGGCCGGGAGACGUGCUACAGGACAGAUACAAAAUCAUCACCACUCUGGGCGAGGGCACCUUUGGCAAAGUGGUCAAGGUGACUGACUUGCACACGGAGCAGACAAUGGCAUUGAAGAUAAUCAAGAAUGUGGAGAAGUAUCGUGAGGCAGCCCGCCUGGAGAUCAACGUCCUUGAGAGGUUGGCCAAGUGGGACCCAACGGGCAAACACCUGUGUGUCAAGAUGCUGGACUGGUUUGACUACCACGGCCACAUGUGCCUGGCCUUUGAGAUGCUUGGCCUCAGUGUUUUUGACUUUCUGAAGGACAACCACUACCAGCCGUACCCGAUCGAGCAGGUGCGGCACAUUGGCUACCAGCUCUGCUACUCGGUCAUGUUCUUGCACGAGAAGCAGCUGACGCACACGGACCUCAAGCCCGAGAACAUUUUGUUUGUCAACUCUGACUACGACAUCAGCUACAAUGCCAAGAAGAAGCGCGACGUGCGACGUGUCAAGGACACCAGCAUCAGAUUGAUAGACUUUGGGUCGGCCACGUUUGACGAGGAGCACCACUCGACCAUCGUGUCGACGCGCCACUACCGAGCGCCCGAGGUGAUCUUGGAGCUGGGCUGGAGUCAGAGCUGCGACGUGUGGAGCGUCGGCUGCAUUCUGUUCGAGCUGUACCUGGGUGUCACCCUGUUCCAGACGCACGACAACCGGGAGCACCUGGCCAUGAUGGAGCGCAUCCUCGGGCCACUACCUUAUCGCAUGUGUCGCAAGACCAAGACCAAGUACUUCUACCAUGGUCGCCUCGAUUGGGACGAAAAGAGUUCUGCAGGGCGCUAUGUCAAGGAGAACUGCAAGCCGCUUCAGCGGUACAUGUCCAUGGACGAUGAAGCGAGCCGGCAGCUGUUCCACCUCAUCUCUCAGAUGCUGGCCUACGAACCGUCGCAACGCAUCUCGCUGCGCGAGGCCCUCGACCACCCCUUCUUCGAGCCUCUGCCCGAGGAGGCCAAGCUGCACCUGCAUGCCCGAGACCACAGCCUGAGCAGGUGACCAUGAUGCCUGGGGCCCCAAUGAGCAGCGGCCUCUGAUCCACAUUGUAGAUACACCCCUCCCUGGGAGGAAAAUGCCAGUGGCCCACAAGACACCACAGGCGGCUUCUUUU